CAAGACGCCGAAUCCUGAAGGAGACUCCGUCUCCGGCCUUGCUCCAGUAGCUUACGGCCGGCGGGGACCCGGCACACUCCAUGCGCAAGAUGCUGGCCGCCCUCUCCCGCCUACUGCAAGGUACGGCCGCCUCAAGACCGGGAGCUGUUAGUGAGGUUGCCCGUGUGGUUGUCACUUCUCGUAAUUAUGCAGAUUUUGCAAAUGAGGCUACAUUUGAAAUUAAGAUCAUAACCCCUUAAGAAUAAUAUGGAAAGGUCAAAAAAAGAAAAUUAGAAGAUGGACCUUAAAGCCAUAGAUAUUACAAGAGAAGGAAUACAUACAAAAGAUUAACCAGGAAUUGAUCUUAUUUCUUGAGGUAAAUAAUAAACAACAUACUUCUUUGCAGAACUUACAGGACACGAUAAAAGCAUAUACAAGAGGGGUAACUAUAGCAUUUACAGCAAAAAGAAAUCAGGAAAAACGGAAACAGCAAGACAUAUUAGUGAAAGAAUUAGAACAGCUAGAAAAAAAUUUCAAAGAAGGCCAGGUGAUGUACAACUAAUUGAAGAAUUAACGUUAGUAAAACAUAGAUUAAACCUAAUAGAACAACCAGAACAUGUUAAAAAUAUUAAAUAUGCAAAACAAUACCAAUUUGAGAAUGCAAACAAACCAGGGAGGUGGUUAUCAUAAAAAUUAAGAAAAGGAAAGUAAAGUAAAAUAAUACACCAACUGCAGGAUAAGGUUGGGGAGUUACAAAAUAAAGAAGAAAAAAUUAAAAGGAUUGCAUUAAAAUACUUUGAGAAUUUAUAUGAUCAGGAGGAAACUGAGAUAGAAAAAAUUAAUGACUAUUUAAAAGAGAAAAAGAUGCCCAUUUUAGAGGAAGAUAAGAGAAUGCUGCUAAAUAAGGAAAUAACACCAACAGAGUUAAAAGAAGCGAUUCACAGACAAAAAAAUAACCAGACUUCGGGACCAGUUGAUUUACCAAGAUAAUUUUACAAAAACAUGGGGGAACUAUUAGAACCUAUUCUUUUAGAACUAUACAAUGAGGUCCUACUGGAAGCAAAAAUGCCUGUUUCGUGAAGACAAGCAUAUAUCACAGUGAUUAUGAAAGAAGAUACAGAUCCAAAUCAAAUCCAAAAUUACAGGCCAAUUUCACUCUUAAAUGCAGAUUACAAGAUCUUUAUGGCUAUUAUAGCAGGAAAGAUGAAAGGAAUACUGAAUGAGAUUAUUCACUCAGAUCAAAAUUGCUUUUUCCCUUCUAGACAAAUUAGAGAUAAUACAAGAAUAGUACUGAAUAUAUUAGAGUAUUAUGAGGUGCAUCCAGAAAAACAAAUUUAUUUAUUUAUUUAUUUAUUUAAUCAUAUUUUUAUACCGCCCUAUCUCCCGAGGGACUCAGGGCGGUUUACAGCCAAGUAAAAUAUACACAUAAAUACAAGUUAAAACCCAAUUUAAAAAACUUAUUAAAUACAGCCGAAUAUUAAAACCCCAAUAAAAUAGUCAAACCCCAUUAAAACCAAAUAUAAAAUUUAAAAUUCUUGUCCAGUCCUGCGCAGAUAAAAAGAUGUGUCUUAAACUCGCGGCGAAAGGUUCGAAGGUCAGGAAGUUGGCGAAGUCCUGGGGGAAGUUCGUUCCAGAGGGUGGGAGCCCCCACAGAAAAGGCCCUUCCCCUGGGCGUCGCCAGCCGACACUGCCUGGCUGACGGCACCCUGAGGAGUCCCUCCCUGUGAGAGCGUACGGGGCGGUGGGAGGCAAUCGGUGGCAGUAGACGGUCCCGUGAGUAUCCCGGCCCAAUGCCAUGGAGCGCUUUAAAGAUAAUUACCAAAACCUUGAAGCGCACCCGAAAGGCCACAGAUAGCCAGUGCAGUCUGCGCAGGAGAGGUGUCACAUGGGAGCCACGAGGGGCUCCCUCUAUCACCUGCGCAGCCGCAUUCUGGACCAACUGGAGCCUCCGGGUGCUCUUCAAGGGGAGCCCCAUGUAGAGAGCAUUGCAGUAAUCCAGACGAGAUGUCACAAGGGCAUGAGUGACCGUGCAUAGGGCAUCCCGGUCUAGAAAGGGGCGCAACUGGCGAACCAGGCGUACCUGGUAAAAAGUUCUCCUGGAGACGGCCGUCAAGUGGUCUUCAAAAGACAGCCGUCCAUCCAGGAGGACGCCCAAGUUGCGCACCCUCUCCAUUGGGACCAAUGACUCGCCCCCAACAGUCAGCCGCGGCUGCAGCUGACUGUACCAGGGUGCUGGCAUCCACAGCCACUCCGUCUUGGAGGGAUUGAGCUUGAGCCUGUUUCUCCCCAUCCAGACCCGUACGGCUUCCAGACACCGGGACAGCACCUCGAUAGCUUCGUUGGGGUGGCCCGGUGUGGAAAAGUACAGCUGAGUAUCAUCAGCGUACAGUUGAUACCUCACACCGAAACCACUGAUGAUCUCACCCAGCGGCUUCAUAUAGAUGUUGAACAGGAGGGGUGAGAGAAUCGACCCCUGCAGCACCCCACAAGUGAGGCGCCUCGGGGUCGACUUCUGCCCUCCCGUCAACCCCGUCUGCGACCGAUCAGAGAGAUAGGAGGAGAACCACCGAUAAACGGUGCCUCCCACUCCCAAUCCCUCCAACCGGUGCAGCAGGAUACCAUGGUCAAUGGUAUCAAAAGCCGUUGAGAGGUCUAAUAGGACCAAGGCAGAGGAAUAACCCCUGUCCCUGGCCCUCCAGAUUGCCCUUGUUUUUCUGGAUGCUCAGAAAGCAUUUGACAAUUUAAAUUGGAAAUAUAUGAUUAGACAAAUUAGAGAAAUGAAAUUCAGCAACAAAUUUGAACAAAUGAUUGAAGCAAUUUAUUCGUCUCAAAAAGCAAGCAUAAUAAUAAACGGAGAAAUUACAAAAACAUUCAAAAUAAAGAAAAGAGUCCACCAGGGCGUUCUGUUUCCCUCUUCCAAUACUCCCAACAAAAAGUCAGUCAAAGGCCUUCUUUUCAAGUUUAUUUACAUUUGGCUGGAUUCCUUCUGGCACAGAGAUGUUCUGGCCACGUCUACCCACGCGCCUGCCAAGUCUCUGGAGAUAACUAGGAAAUUAUAGAUAAGGCAAGAGUCACUCACGAAUAUAUUCUUCCCUCCAUUGAAACAGUUUGCCCGCGCAACUUCACUGCUUUGUCCAAGACAAAAAGCCAGGAAGCUCCGCCUCCUGCUUUAUAGCCCCUGUGGGUGUCACUCCGUGACUCAUCAUUCUUUGCCCUUGUCCCAAUGCCUCCUGUGCUGCGUGUGCCGGUCACGUCUGCGCAGUCUCGCAUCAAGCCAAGAUUGUUCUUGGGGCGUUGCCAAAUCAGAAGAAGACCCGGGGGAAUCAGGCCUUGCCAGCCUCUCCUCCUCCUCCUGGGUCGGUGCCAGGGAGGGAGAGGGCCCAGGGGAAGCAGGCCUUGCCAGCUCCUCCUCCUCACUCUCUGAAUCCUCCUCCUCCAGGAGUCCGAGUCCGGGAACCUGGGUCACAACACAGGGAUUCCCCAUUGUCACCUCUGCUUUUCAUUUUGACCUUACAGUCGCUAUUGACGAAGAGUAGAGCAAAUUCAGAGUUUAGGGGAACUAAAAUUAUAGAAUGGAAGAAUCUAAAUUAAUGGCAUUUGCAGAUGAUCGGGUAUUCUUUUUGGAAGACCCAAACAGGAUCCAUAUUAAUACAAAAAAUAGAAAAAUAUGGGGAGGUAGCAGGUUUUAAAAUUAAUAAGAUGAAAUCAAAAAUGAUAGUUAAAAAUGUAACAACACAACAGGAAAGGGAGUUAGAAGAAAAAUUGGGAUUACAGAAUGUGAGAAAAAUUAAAUACCUAGGAAUUUGGCUGACAGCGAGAUGCUCUUCCAUUAAAGAAGACAAUUAUGUAAAGCUUAUACAACAAAUUAAAAUUGAUUUGGAAAGAUGGGGGUAUUAAAUCUAUCCAUACUGGGUCGGAUUGCAACGAAUAAAAUGAAUAUUCUUCCAAAACUGAUAUAUUUUUUUCAAACCAUUCCCAUAAAAUUAGAUAAGAAUUUUUUCACAGAAUUGAAUCAAAUUACAACAAAAUUUAUAUGGGCAAAGAAAAAAGCAAGAAUAAAACUAUCAAACCUUCAGGACAGUAGAAGCAGAGGUGGCUUAGGGCUUCCAGACUGGCGACUUUAUUAUCAGGCAGCAACCUUAGUUUGGAUUAAAGAAUGGAUCAAUUUGAGAAAUAAAAGAUUACUCAUGUUGGAAGCACAUGAUUUUAAAAAAGGAUGGCAUGCUCAUUCAUAUUUCUUACAACAUAAAAUAAGAGAAGCCCUAAUGCAAACGUGGCAAGAAAUUAAGAAAAAACAUGAAAAUCCCUAAUUGGGUUUUGAUGAUGGAAGCAAUGAUCCAUCCCAAUACUCUGAAUCUAAGUAAAAUGGCAAAAUACAGUGAAAUUCUAGAUAACCAGGGGAAUCUAAAAAAUAGACAAGAAUUGGAAGAACAGGGAAUUAAUAUAGAUUUGUGGCCUUACUUACAAUUAAAAUCAAGAUAUAUAAAAGGUGAAUACAGUACUGAAAUUCUACCAAAACAAUUAGACAAAAUAUUGACUGGUCUGGAUGAAAAAUUAAUAACCAAAAUGUAUAAUUAUUUAUUAGAAUUUGACAGAGCAGAAGAUAUAGUAAAGGAACUAUGAUAGCCUGGGCUAGAAAUAUUGGGCAUAAUAUAGAAUUAGAGGAUUGGGAAACACUUUGGAACAAAAAUUAUAAACUAACCAGAUUGGCAAAAUACAAAGAAAAUCAAUAUAAAAUGUUUUACUAUUAUAGUAAAUAAUAGGUAUUUAGCACCUUCUAGAUGGGCAAAAAUAUAUCCAAAUUUAAACCCCAAUUGUUGGAAAUGUGGACAAAAGCAAGGUACCUUCUUUCAUACAUGGUGGUCAUGCUCCGAAACAAAAAAAUACUGGAUGAAAAUACAUAGUUGGAUACAGGAAGUAACAGGCUUCUCCUGUACGCUGCUAAGAGAGUCCAAAGCAAUGGGUUGUUAACUUCAUCUGAUUGGCCUGAGACUGAGUUGAAUUUGUUUAAACACGCCUCCUCUUCCUGUUUAACUCCAGUUUAUUAACUCAGUCGGCCAUAGAGAGACUACCUCCUUUAGCUCCAUUGCUUUCGACUCUUUUACCAGCACUCAGAACUUCAACAAAAUUAGAAAAAAAUUCUAAAAAAAGUUUUAAAGUGCCCAAUUUUUUUCUCUUCAUUGCUGGGAACCGGAGCAGCAGGGAAAGAGGCUCGCGCUUCGCGCGCAGCCCAGCGCCGCACAGCUGAGCCGCCCAAAGGCUGGCAGCCAUUUUUUCUUCAAUCCAAGCCCCUCAAGCCUCGUGGGAUCGCCGGAUUGAGGAACGGACAUCGCUGGACCUCAUCAAACUGAAGCCAGAGGUUAUCAUUCCGUUUUUUUCCUGUUUUCAAAUUGAGUUCGUCUUCUCCAAUACCGCUUCUUCGUUAAUAAACUGGAGCUAAACAGGAAGAGGAGGCGUGUUUAAACAAAUUCAACUCAGUCUCAGGCCAAUCAGAUGAAGUUAACAACCCAUUGCUUUGGACUCUCACGCAGCGUACAUAGAAGGAACCUUCAGAAAUAUGACCUCCAUCGCUUGGAAGAAGGUCCUCCUACCACAACUGUACUGACUCGAGAACAAGGUCUCCAAUACUAUAAGACUAUGCAGACUAUUCGGCGCAUGGAAUUGAAAGCAGACCAGCUGUAUAAACAAAAGAUUAUUCGGGGUUUCUGUCAUUUAUAUGAUGGCCAGGAAGCUUGCUGUGUUGGACUUGAGGCAGCCAUAAAUCGAACAGAUCAUUUGAUCACUGCCUACCGGGCUCACGGCUUUACCUAUACACGUGGUAUUUCAGUUCGAGAAAUUCUUGCUGAACUCACAGGUCGGAUAGGGGGUUGUGCUAAAGGCAAAGGUGGCUCAAUGCACAUGUAUGCCAAAAACUUCUAUGGUGGUAAUGGUAUUGUUGGUGCCCAGGUUCCUUUGGGAGCUGGUAUUGCUUUGGCAUGUAAAUACUUUGGGAAAGAUGAGAUUUGUGUGACAUUGUAUGGUGAUGGUGCUGCAAAUCAGGGUCAAAUAUUUGAAACUUUUAAUAUGGCAGCCUUGUGGAAGCUGCCAUGCAUUUUUAUCUGUGAGAACAAUAGAUAUGGAAUGGGUACUUCUGUAGAGAGAGCUGCAGCCAGCACAGAUUAUUACAAAAGAGGAGACUUUAUUCCAGGUCUUAGGGUUGAUGGCAUGGAUGUUCUUGCUGUAAGAGAAGCUACAAAAUUUGCUGCUGACCACUGCCGAGUAGGAAAAGGCCCUAUUGUGAUGGAGCUACAAACAUAUCGUUAUCAUGGGCACAGUAUGAGUGAUCCUGGAAUCAGUUACCGAACAAGAGAAGAAAUUCAAGAAGUAAGAAGCAAAAGUGAUCCUAUUACUCUCUUGAAGGACAGAAUGGUGAACAACAACUUAGCUAGUGUGGAGGAGCUCAAGGAGAUUGAUGUGGAAGUAAGAAAACAUAUUGAGGAUGCAGCACAGUUUGCCACCACUGAUCCAGAACCACCUCUGGAAGAAUUAGGCAAUUAUAUCUAUAAUAAAGAGCCACCCUUUGAAGUGCGUGGUCCAAAUCAGUGGACUAGGUACAAAUCUGUUGGCUAAGAAUUCUGAUUAAGUAGCUAGUUAAACUGAUAGAUAGCAUAUUGGAGUUUAACUGUUACAUCUGUUCUAAGUGAUAAAAGCCAGAUAAGAUAAAUCAUAACAUAAAUUUUAGAGAGGGUGGGGAAAUGAGAAAUAUGGAAUUUUGAAAGAAAGUUAUGCAAGAAGUAAAUUAAAGUUUAUUAAACUUCAGUUUGUUCUGUGUUACUGUAUGAUGAAAAUUAACUUGGCUAAAAUGGCAUUAUUUACAUUAAUAAAAAAGUUUCAUCAAGA
Molecule: messenger RNA, 6858 nt
Organism: Ahaetulla prasina
Lineage: Eukaryota; Metazoa; Chordata; Lepidosauria; Squamata; Colubridae
Gene: PDHA1
Product: pyruvate dehydrogenase E1 subunit alpha 1
Exons: 14
Coding region: 5473-6588 (371 amino acids)
Biological process (GO): pyruvate decarboxylation to acetyl-CoA
Cellular component (GO): intracellular membrane-bounded organelle
Molecular function (GO): pyruvate dehydrogenase (acetyl-transferring) activity
Source: RefSeq, a predicted model, not a curated record